Molecule: messenger RNA, 648 nt
Organism: Lactuca sativa (garden lettuce)
Lineage: Eukaryota; Viridiplantae; Streptophyta; Magnoliopsida; Asterales; Asteraceae
Source: RefSeq, a predicted model, not a curated record
AUGGAAAGCACACAAAAUGGAUUGGGAAACGAUAACCCGCAGCUUGAUCCGCACGUGAUUGAGAGUGUAUCAGAAAUAACAGCUGCACCUGAGCCAAUCACGAUGGCAGGAGUUCAAGCAAUGGUACAGACGAUGUUGGAUCAACAGAUGGAAGAGACAAAACGUUUACUUCAACAAAGUAAGGUCGAACUUACUGUGCCAGUACGCCAGAUACCUACUCUUGAGAUAACUAUCGGGGUUGCUAAGGCAGUUGAAGAAGUGAUCAACGGUGGUAUCGCCAACAAGAAAAACUCUAGAAAAAGUGGCGAGGAGGUAACAUGUUUUAAGUGUGGAAAGCAUGGUCAUUACGCCGACGAAUGUCCAUUCAACGAAAGGGUAUGUUAUGAAUGUAAUGAGGAAGGGCACUUCAAGCAGGAUUGCCCAAAGAGGGAAGAACAUACAAAGCCAAAUGUGCCACUGAAGCAUUAUGAGAGAUGUGACGAAGAGGUGACUUGUUACAAAUGUGGAAAGACAGGGCAUUACGCCAACAAGUGUGUUUCCAAAAAGAGGGUGUGCUAUAAAUGCCGAGAAGAAAGGCAUUUAUCUAAGGACUUCCCGAAGAAGAAAGAAGGAGCAAGACUAAAUGCACUGUCACAGCCAAAGGCAUGA